AUGCGACUAUCAACAUCGUCAGCGGCCUCCCUCGGUCUGCUAUGGAUCACAUUUGCUCUGUCAAUUGUCGGCGCCGUAGCAACAGCUGGGGAAGAGUAUUUCGCUGGAGAACACGUGCAUUUGAUUGCGAGGCAACAGCUGCCUGAUCUGAGCAAUAUAUCAACAUGUGGUGUAAUUGAACUGCCUCGUACAGGGUAUCGGGCAGGGGUGCGCCUCACGAACACAACUUGCUCCUGUGCGAGCACCGGUCUGGGUCAGCUCGUCGGACCUUGCUUGAUUGCAAACUGCACCAUGCAAGACUCCCUGGAUGUCGCGAAACUGCAACAAACGCAGUGCAAUCACGAAUCCGAUACCGGCAAAAUUCUUGCCAUUCUAAUCACCGUCUAUGUCACGGCUGUCAUUGCGAUUGUCUUGCGGCUUCUUGCCAAAAACAUGGCAAAGACGUGGAGUCUCGACGAUGCGUUAAUUAUUGCGGCGAUUGUAAUUGCGAUUGCCCUGUAUCUGCAAUUCUUGUCAAGCUUAGGAUUUGGGAAGCACCUUUACGAUCUUAAACCGGGUGGCUUACUGCAGAUUCUGCGACCUGUACGUAUAUCCCAUUCAUACUCAAGCCAUCUUCCUAAUCCUUUUGCAGUGUACGCCGCCGAGAUUGUGUACGUCUUUUUCCGCAUCGCUGCAUACACCCUGAUCGGGUUCCUUAUCGUCGGCCAGGUGGUUAUCGGCUUUCUUACAAUUUUCUCGUGUCACCCGAUCGAGUUAUUCUGGAACAAGGACAUUCACACAGGCGCCUGCCUCGACGUCAACCAACUUGCCUACGCAAACUCUGCUCUGGCUAUCAUCCAGGACCUUCUUAUCCUCGCCCUCCCGAUUGCGAUGCUUCCAGGCCUUCAAAUGAAUCGGAACAAGAAGGUUUCGGUUGCCAUGGUAUUUCUUCUCGGAUCUGUCGGCUUCGUUUCGACCAUUAUCCGUCUUCAGGUUCUCGCAGUGUUUGGAAACUCCAUCGACCCGACGUGGGACUAUGCGCCCGUUGUGUGGUGGACGACAAUCGAACUAGGUGUCGUCGUGGUGUGCGCCUGUGCGCCCAUGAUCCGCAACUUGGUCGAGAAGAAGUUCCCCGGCUUUGCGCUCUUCGCGAGGUGGACCACCCCGAAGCCAUCCAAGGGCAGCAGUCCGUCCUCGAACGCCAGCGUGGACAAGCCGGCGAAGGCUGCUGGGCGAUAUCAGAAGUUCGGGCGCAGUAACAGCCCGCCUCAAUUUAGUGACAAUUACGUUCGCGAUUACAUCACUAGUCCCAAAGGCCCUCCAGUACCCCCCAAGGACGAUCUGCCGCCAUCUCGUAGGUACCGGGACAUGUACGCCUACGGUGGAUCCAAGCCGAAGGUGCUUGAGCCCUCGUCGCCAUCCUCAGCCGUACGACCUCUCGCAACGCUCGGUCUUGUAGCCCUGUCACUGGUCGCCUCGGUCGUGGGACAUGGCGAUGGUGAUCUUCAACGUUACAUGGCCUUGGAAACCUGCCCGCCGCUGAAGAUUGUCAACGGGGUCAACUUCACCACGCGGGCGUACUGGAUGCGCCAGGCCAACCUGGCCCUACCCAACCCAUGCCCGUUCGCGGCCUUUGGCUCAGUGAUUGUUAACCACACUACGGGCGGCUUGGGGGAGCUGGUCUGCACCGGCGCGAACAACAAUGCUGGCACAGGCAACCCGACCCUGCAUGGGGAGAUGGCGGCCAUCGACAACUGCUCGGCAAUCUUUGUAGAUCCCCAGGGUCCAUACCGGAUGACGCCGGCCCAGGCCCUGGCCGCCUUUGCCAACCUGACCAUCUACACCAACGCCGAGAGCUGCCCCAUGUGCGCGUCGGCGGUGCGCUGGGCAGGCUUCAGGGAAUACGUCUUUGGCACGAGCAUCGAGACCCUCACGGAGGAGGGAUGGGGCCAGAUCCAAAUCACGUCCAGGGACGUCUUCCGGCAGUCCUCAGGCUUACCCCGCCGAACAAGGUUGCUUGGUCCGGUCUUGACGAACGAGACGGACCCCUUCUUUAGUUGGCAGUUUAAUGCGGGCGCGCCUUGCCCGCAGGGCUGUUCUCGGGGCGGAAGUGCAGGCGGUUGCGUUCCUGCAUGAUGGGGGCCGCUCGAGGUGUACUCGGAUUGGGUUGAACAAGGUUGCGGUUCUGCUCUCAAGGACCCCUCCAACUGAAGCAACUUUCGCCGGGUUUUCUGUAAGAGGGGUUUCUAGUCCGUUGGCUUCAUCACAUUCAUCAUGGACAGCAUUUGGGUGUCGCUUGCUCGAAGCGACUUCCUCUUUCGUUCUCAACAUGAGAACUCCGAGCCGAGCUCAUCUGCCGAGAUUGUCAGACAAGGAAACACAACACCAUACUCCCAUUCGAAAACCUGUGAUACAAAAGCAUCAUUGAAAGAUGAUUAAACUCAGCAUAACGUUUCCAGCUGCACAAAUAAUGAUGAUGGAACAUGAGAUAACUGGGUAGGACACGAGAUGUCUGCGUGAGCAAAAAUCAAAAGAAACUCGCUCCCACACAUGAACGUCCUGAGUCGUACGGCCGUGUGAUCACGAUGAUAUAAAUGACCC
Colletotrichum scovillei is the source of this 2580-nucleotide messenger RNA. RefSeq lists its product as uncharacterized. Lineage: Eukaryota; Fungi; Ascomycota; Sordariomycetes; Glomerellales; Glomerellaceae. Gene Ontology annotation, molecular function: catalytic activity. The record is from RefSeq and is a predicted model, not a curated record. The coding region runs from base 1 to 2115 and encodes 704 amino acids. The transcript has 7 exons.